Molecule: messenger RNA, 1390 nt
Organism: Teleopsis dalmanni
Lineage: Eukaryota; Metazoa; Arthropoda; Insecta; Diptera; Diopsidae
Product: microtubule-associated protein RP/EB family member 2-like
Exons: 2
Coding region: 188-1114 (308 amino acids)
Biological process (GO): spindle assembly; regulation of microtubule polymerization or depolymerization; protein localization to microtubule plus-end
Cellular component (GO): spindle midzone; microtubule plus-end; microtubule organizing center
Molecular function (GO): microtubule plus-end binding
Source: RefSeq, a predicted model, not a curated record
UAUUUUGUACUAAAUCACUACUAAAUUUCAGAUUGCACAGCUUUUGUGUUAAGCGAGUGCUUUUCUGGAAUAGCAAAAUUAUUCAUAUACCGUUCAAAGAAAAGGUGUAUCUUUUCCAAAUUCAAAUAUAGUUCUAUGUUUGUUCUAUAUAUGUUCUAUGUAAGUUCUAGUGAUUUUCAUUAAAACUAUGAAGAAAGCAAUAAAUGUAUGGAAUUGCAAUAAUUCCCCAAAUUUUUCGAGAUUUGAGUUAGUUCAAUGGGUCAAUGACACACUUUUAUCAACAAAUAUCUCCAAAGUCGAAGAAAUGUCAAAGGGAUAUCAUUAUUGCCAAAUGUUUGACCAAAUCUUUCCUGGGGUUAUUAAUAUGAACAAAGUCAAAUUUUCUACUGAGCUGGCACGGGACCAUAUAGGCAAUUUUAAAUUAUUGCAAAAAGCAUUCAUAAGUGCUGACAUCACAAAAGAACUAAAAAUUGAAGACUUGAUAAUAGGACGUUUCAAAAACAACUUUGCAUUACUAGUUUGGUUUAGAAAAUUCUACGAUAUUAAUAAAGGUAAAAAUUUGAAUUAUAAUACAGUUGAAAAGUGUGAUUCCUGUUUAGAAUUUAGUGAAAAUCUAAAUGAGAAAAAUUUGGUAUCAAAGUCAAUAUCGACGCAAUCUUUUACAGUGGUCAUGUAUAAAAAAACAGGUAAGGAAGAGAAUACCUUAUCCUAUUCCCUAAUACUUGAUGAAAAUCAGAAUAAAAUGGAGACCAAUAAUAAUUCUGCAUCGAAUUCGAUAUCGAGCCACAAUUUUACAGUGCUUGUGGGUAAAAAAUUAAAUGAAGAAGUGAAUACCUUACCCAGUGCUCUAACACUUGAUGAAAAUUAUAGCAAAAUGGAGAACAAUAAUUCAAUAUCGAGUCAAAUUUUUACAGUAGUAGUAAAAUUAUUACUUGAUAAUAAUCAGAACAAAAUGGAGACUAACAACAACUUGGCCUCAAAGUCAAUAUCAAGCCAUACUUUUACAGUACUCGUCACUAAGAAAUCUAGGAAAGAACUCAAUAUAUUAUCUUACUUCAUUGAAUGUGAAGAACCUAGUUCUGUUAUGGAGUCAAUGGAAGAUAGUACCGUGUAAGCAAUUGCGCCAUUAAAUUUGUGUUACAGAAAUUGUUGUUACCCAUGAUUAUGCUCAGAAAAGAUUCUACAGAAAAAUAGCGAGUAUUCAUAGCUUGUGGCAUAUAUAUGUAGACGCAAAAAUUUAUUCUAUAUGGAUAAUCUGGAUUGACAAACAAAUUCAUUGUGGAUAACAGAGUAAAAUUCAUGUAAUUAUUUCGGCAGCUAAAUUUUUUCUUACUAAUAAUGAAUUCAUACGAUAUCAGUAUCAUAACCAAGUUUUAAGUUUUUGAUAAGA